GAUUGUUUUCUUGUGGUCACAUAAUUUCAUUCUGUGUUUUUCGUGGGAUCUUUCUGUAUAGAAUAACAUUUCUACAACAUUAUUGUAUCACUUCGUUAUCAAUUACCCCUUCACAUCCAUAUCCACAUCCAAAAUCAUGGGUUCCAUGACACCCGAACAAAAAUCCGGGGAAUACCCUCAAUUAAAAGAAAACACCAUCAGAGUAUACAAAAAACGAGCACAUUAUGAUUAUCGCACGGUUCAUUCCAUUCUCUCUCAAACAUUCGUCUCUACGAUUUCAUUCAUAGUACCAGAUGAAGAUGGAGAACCCUCACCAUUUUCCUUACCAAUGACCGCUGUAGCUGGAAACUAUGAUCCUCACAAACCCAUCUGUGAAGAUGAUGGAACCGAGGAACAGUAUGUACGGGAACAGGAAAGUUUCGGAGAAGGACCAUUCGAUGUAUAUCUCCACGGAAAUUCCGCCAUGAUGUUAAACCGGAUGACGAAACAGGGAGGAAACAUGAAAGUUGUAAUCAGUAGCACCAAAGUCGACGGUCUAAUCCUCCACUUCACCCCCAAUGGCCACUCCCUCAACUACCGCUCCUGCAUCAUCCACGGCACCGCCGAACCCGUGACUUCCGCAUCUGAAAAACACUACGCCAUGCAUCUCCUCACAAACCACAUGAUCCGUCGUCGCUGGUCACAGACUAAUCCCGUGGCGCCCGAAGCCAUGAAAUCGGUGCAGGUGAUCAAAGUCGUUGUGCGCAGUGCAUCGGCGAAAAUCCGGACUGGGAAUGUAGAGAGUUUGGAGCGGGGAGGAUUGGGCGAGCGGGAUGAUGUGUGGACGGGAGCGUUGCCGUUGUAUGAGGUGCUGGGGGAACCGGUGCAGAGUGCGUAUUGUGAUGAUAGGAAGGUGCAGGAGGGAGUGGUGGAUUGGAUGGAGAGGAGGAAUAGAGAGGAGAGGAGGUAUGCGGAGGAAAAGGCGAUACCGUUGACGUUAGGUGGUUGUAGUAAGUGAUGAGUGUGUAAUAUGUGAUAUUUAAUAAUAGAUACCCCAAAUGAGAAUAUAAUAUAGGAUGUGGGAAGGGCGGAGAUUCUGGAGUUUAUUUGUAGCAAAUCCCAAGUCAUUCCAUGAAUCCCUAUUAGACUUCAGAAUCCAAU
Molecule: messenger RNA, 1140 nt
Organism: Botrytis sinoallii
Lineage: Eukaryota; Fungi; Ascomycota; Leotiomycetes; Helotiales; Sclerotiniaceae
Exons: 3
Coding region: 137-997 (286 amino acids)
Source: RefSeq, a predicted model, not a curated record